ACGAUACACUAACAAAGAGGAAAGAAGAAGAGAACAACAACAUUGUUUGUUUGUUCCUUCUUCUUUCUUUCUUUUCCUCUUCCAAAUUCAAUAGGAGUUAAUUGGUGAAUGGGAACGUUCCAAACAUUUAGAAAGGCCUACGGAGCUCUUAAAGAUUCCACCAAGGUUGGCCUAGCCAAGGUCAAUAGCGAAUACAAGGAAUUGGACAUUGCAAUUGUAAAAGCUACCAGUCACGUUGAAUAUCCUCCAAAAGAACGUCACGUUCGGAAAAUAUUCUAUGCAACAUCAGCACAGCAACCACGAGCAGAUGUAGCUUAUUGCAUACACGCACUUUCCAAGAGACUUUCGAAGACGCGAAAUUGGAUAGUUGCCAUAAAGACAUUGAUAGUGAUUCAUAGGAUAUUGAGAGAAGGUGAUCCUAGUUUCAAAGAAGACCUUGUAAACUACUCACGCAGGGUACAUUUUCUCCAAAUAUCUAACUUCAAAGAUGACUCAAGUCCUCUAGCUUGGGAUUGUUCUGCAUGGGUUCGAACCUAUGCACAAUUUUUAGAAGAAAGACUUGAAUGUUUUAGAAUUCUUAAAUAUGACAUUGAGUUUGAGCGUUUAACAAAAGCAUCACCAGCUUCAACUAAGGUACAUAGCAGAACAAGGAUGUUGACCAGUGAUGGGUUGUUGGAGCAGCUGCCUGCAUUGCAGCAACUUCUUUACCGACUUGUUUGCUGUCAGCCUGAAGGAUCAGCUUUCAACAAUUAUCUAAUACAAUAUGCAUUGGCCCUGGUAUUGAAAGAAAGCUUUAAAAUAUAUUGUGCCCUCAAUGAUGGAAUCAUAAAACUUGUUGACGAGUUCUUUGAUAUGACGAGAUACGACGCGAUAAAGGGUUUGCUUAUUUAUAAAAGAGCUGGCAAACAGGCUGAAAAUCUUGCUGAUUUCUAUGAAUACUGCAAGGGCUUGGACCUUGCUAGGAAUUUUCAAUUUCCAAUUCUGAGACAGCCACCACCCUCUUUUGUUGCCACAAUGGAAGAAUACAUUAAAGAAGCACCUCCAACAGGCAAUGUUAAGAGACUGGAGUAUCAAGAAAAUGAUCAAUCACCAAAGAAAGAACCAGAAGAAAAAGAAACUGAAAAGCCUGAAGCAAUUGAGAAAGAAGCUGAAGAAGUCAAGGAGGAAGAACCUACUGAUAAGGAUCAAACAGAGGAGGCUGAACUUCCUCCUCUGAUAUCAACUGAUGAUGAUACUGAUGAUUUGCUGGGUCUAAAUGAAAUAAAUCCAAAAGCUCAAGAACUAGAAGAAAGCAAUGCUUUGGCUCUAGCAAUUCUACCACCUGGCGGGAGAAAAUUGAACAAUCUUGCUUUGACUAAUAUAAGUGGAGCUUCUGGUUGGGAACUUGCACUUGUUACAACACCAAGCAAACACACGAGCGAAGCGCCAGAUCGCAAAAUGGCUGGUGGAUUUGACAAGCUAUUGCUAGACAGUUUGUAUGAAGAUGAAAAUGCCAGAAGACAACUUCAACUCCAAAAUGCGGGUUAUGGAUAUGGAGGAGGGAUGGCUAUAAAUAAUCCAUUUGAUAAUUAUAAUAAUCAGCAACAAGAUCCAUUUGCAAUAUCCAACAAUGUAGCACCUCCAUCUAAUGUACAAAUGGCAUUAAUGGCUCAACAACAAAUGAUGUUCCAACAACAACAACAACAACAAAUGAUGUUCCAACAACAACAACAACAAAUGAUGUUCCAACAACAGCAGCAACAACAAUACAACAUGAUGAUGGUUCCUUACCAGCAGCAGCAACAUUCACAAGCUCAUUACCCUCAACAGAUGUCAGUUAUGGGUUCUUCUAAUCCAUUCGGAGAUCCUUUACCUGUACCUAGCUAUUCUUAUAGUUCCAUGCACCAUCAAGGGAACUACAAUAUAAUGUAGACGUCACUCUCUUUCUCACCACAAAAAGGAUGAAACUUUUGUUAUUUGAAGCAGGGUUAAUCCAAGUAUUUGUAACCAUCAGUGAUUAAUUUUUCA
Messenger RNA from Cicer arietinum (chickpea), 2007 nucleotides. Its product is annotated as putative clathrin assembly protein At5g57200. Gene Ontology annotation, cellular component: clathrin-coated pit; clathrin-coated vesicle. Lineage: Eukaryota; Viridiplantae; Streptophyta; Magnoliopsida; Fabales; Fabaceae. The record is from RefSeq and is a predicted model, not a curated record. Gene Ontology annotation, molecular function: SNARE binding; clathrin heavy chain binding; 1-phosphatidylinositol binding. Gene Ontology annotation, biological process: vesicle budding from membrane; clathrin-dependent endocytosis; clathrin coat assembly.